Molecule: messenger RNA, 3763 nt
Organism: Stegostoma tigrinum
Lineage: Eukaryota; Metazoa; Chordata; Chondrichthyes; Orectolobiformes; Stegostomatidae
Gene: zranb3
Product: zinc finger, RAN-binding domain containing 3
Exons: 19
Coding region: 410-3700 (1096 amino acids)
Biological process (GO): replication fork processing; DNA repair
Cellular component (GO): nuclear replication fork
Molecular function (GO): endonuclease activity; ATP-dependent chromatin remodeler activity; zinc ion binding
Source: RefSeq, a predicted model, not a curated record
CGGGCGCUCUCUCUCAAGCCCCGGCGCACUCUCCGAAACCUGCUGGUCCCUUUCAGGGACAAAAAAGGGGCCGCGUUAAAUAAAACUCUUGCUCAACAAAGCAGACGCGCGAUCGAUCUUACCCACCAUCCACGUGCGAAUUCAUCGAACGGCCGAAUAGGAAAUUGGCGAAAAUAAAACCCAGCCUCAAAAAUCUACAGAAGAAUCCCCCCACCCCCAACCAAACGCUGACCCGGCAUCACUGCGUUACAUCAUCACGUUUAACAUCACUCGCAAUGACGGAGAGCACGCUAGCGUGAUGACGCUACUAACUUGGUUCAAGCGCGCUUCUCGGGUAUAGUGUGACAAUGUAGUAAUUCUUCAUUGAAGAAAAUGUGUUGACUACUACUGCUGUUGCAUUGAAGAAAUCAUGAAAAAAUCCCAGCAGCUCCAGCAAUCUCCUCCAUCUUUAUUUGCUGAGAACAAAUGCUCAGAAGACGAAUUUGAUAUUCUGCUUUCGACACUGCCUGAGAAACUUAAUCGGAGAUUACUUCCUUUCCAGAAAGAAGGAAUUAAGUUUGGCUUUGAAAGAAAUGGCAGGAGAAUUCCAACCAGCAAAAUUACCAUAGUGGGUUAUGGCCUUUUAACAACCGAUGCACAGACUUUAAUAGAUGCUCUACAUGACCAAAAUUUCCAAGUUGUUAUAGUUGAUGAGUCCCACUACAUAAAGUCACGUAACGCAGCACGAAGCACAAUUUUGGUACCUAUUGUACAAAAAGCUGCUAGGGCAGUCCUGUUGACUGGAACUCCUGCACUGAGUCGCCCAGAAGAGCUUUUCAUGCAGAUUGAUGCAUUGUAUCCGAGAAAAUUUGGAACAUGGACAAAUUACGCCAAGAAAUAUUGCAAUGCUCAUCUUAGGUAUUUUGGCAAACGAGCUCAGUGGGAUUGCAAAGGAGCUUCCAAUUUAGAUGAGCUUCACCGAUAUCUGAGUAAUAUAAUGAUUCGACGAAUGAAGGAUGAAGUUUUGACCCAGCUGCCUCCAAAAAUUCGACAACAAAUUCCAUUUGAUUUGUCAAAGGAAGCCGCUAAGGAAAUGAAUAGCAGCAUUGAGGAGUGGGAAAAGUUAAUGAGAGAGCUGCGUUCGAGUUCAGCAGAGACUGAUAACCCCUUUAUACAAGUCAUGGGUCUCAUCACUCGCAUGUAUAAACAAACUGCUGUUGCAAAGGCAGGAGCAGUGAAGGACUACAUUAGAAUGAUGCUACGUGAUACAAAAUUGAAGUUCUUGGUUUUUGCUUAUCAUUUGACUAUGUUGCAAGCUUGCACAGAGGCUGCAAUAGAAAGUAAGGCACGGUACAUAAGAAUAGAUGGUAGUAUUCCAUCUUCAGAAAGGAUUCAUCUUGUCCAUCAGUAUCAGAAUGAUCCAGAGACUCAAGUUGCAAUCCUUAGCAUCAAGGCUGCUGGACAGGGUUUAACAUUUACGGCUGCUACACAUGUUGUCUUUGCUGAGUUGUUCUGGGAUCCUGGUCAUUUGUUGCAGGCUGAAGAUCGGGCUCAUCGUAUAGGACAAUGCAGCUCGGUUCAUAUCCAUUAUCUUAUUGCCAGAGGAACACUGGACUCACUCAUGUGGAGCAUGCUUAAGCGUAAGACUCGUGUAACAAGUAACACAUUAAAUGGAAUAAUGCAACACUUGGAAGUGGAAGAGGGCGAUAAAGAAAAGUGGGACUUCUUAAAUACUGCAUUGGCCUGGGUGCCAAAUGAAAAUUUUUCAGGAACUGAGGAUGGAGUGUUUUUCACCCAUUUUGAAAAAGAAAAACAGCAUGACAUCCGCUCAUUCUUUUUGUCAAAACCUGACUCCAGGGAGAAACGCAAGAGAACCCUUCAAGAUUUACCCGUCAGCCAGUUUUCUGAUACAUUCGAGCUGCAGCAAUCACCUGAUUCCCCCAAUUCAGCUCAACAACCACAAGGAAAGCUGGAUGAAUUAAAUGCAAGAGGUGGUGAAAAUGAGAAUGAAGUGAUAAGCAAAAUGAACAAUGAUGAGCUGCUGUUUAAAGAUACCUUUGAACCACAGACUAAACGAUUGAAAUCUUUAUUCACGCCAAUCAAAAAUAAGGCAAGUUCAAAAAAGAAAAAGUCCAAAGGUGGGCUGACACCAUCCACAAUUAGAAUUUCAAGUACUCAAAAUUCCCUGGGCGAAGCACAACUUACCUCACGAAAACUGCCUGUAACUGAAAAAACGUGGAACUGCAAAAUGUGCACGUAUACUAAUAAUAUCUUUCUGUCUUACUGUGAAAUGUGUGAAACUCUGCGAGGCUUUGGUGAUCAAAAGGAAAAAUAUUUGUCUUCUCAUGAAAACCUAAGUGAAAAAGAAUACAAAGGAGGAACCCAACCUGAUACUGACUGCACUGUCCUAUCUGACCAGGAAAGUGAGGAAAAAGAUGAGCCAAGUUCGCCCACAGAGCAGACAAAUAAUGAAGAGCUACACAUCACUACAGUGAAAUCUGAGGAAAACCAUGUACUUUUCAAUAUAGACAAAAGUAGCAAUGAUGUUUCCAAAGCUGAAGGAAGAAUGUGCAAUGCCAGUCAGCAGCAACAGGAACAAUCUGUUAUCAGUUACAACAGCAGUGAUCAAGUUUAUGAUGGCUUCAUGUUUUGUGCAAGCAGAAAUACUGAUAGAAUACAUUUGUACACCAAGGAGAGAGAACCUUUAAACUGCAAUUUUAUUCCUUUGGAUGUGAAGUCAGAAAACUGGGAGGAUUUGCCACCGUUCUUUGACCGGAAAGAAAAUCGUGCUGUGCUUCUGCGUUUUGUACGAGAAUGGCUCAGCUUGUCUACAAUGAAGCAAAGAAUAAUUAGGAAGAGUGGUCAGAUGUUCCACAGUCCUAUUCUUGUGUUAGAAAACAUAUUAAAAGGCCAACAUAGACAAAGCUGUACAAAACGAUUUAUAACAAAAGAUGAUGUAGCUGCUGUAUCUCUAAAUAAGGCACAAAGUGAAGGAGGAACUGUGCGAGUAAUAGCAAGAGUGAAUACAUUUCAGGGCAAGACUAAAAUCAAAACUUCCAAUCAACCAAGUGAGGAAAAUCUGAACAACAACGUAAGCGAAAGCAUCGAAAAUAAAAUCUGCAACAGGACUUCUUUAACUGAUGAAGUAGCUGGCAUUUCUUUGGAAGCUGGCUAUGUACAAGCUGUGAAUGAAGGAGGAAACCCUCUAUGUCUUGCUUGUCAACAGCCAACAACCCAGGUCAGCAAGUAUCAUAAAUCUACAGCUUGGGAUACACGAUAUUGCUCCCAAAAAUGUCAGGAAGAUUUUUUGGUUCGAUCCAAUCGAUGUUACAUGAGAUCAAAGGUUUUUGAAGCUGAGCAUGGAAUCUGCCAGCAAUGUGGCCUCGAUGCACAGCAGUUGUUUCUUCGUGUCCAUGAUACGCAGAGAACCCACCGGAAAGAGCUACUUGAAAAUACAUGGCUGUCACAGCUUUCCCUCGAUCAGUUGAAUGACAUGAUUUGGAAUCCAACUGAGGGACAGUUCUGGCAAGUGGACCAUAUCAGACCAGUUUUUGGUGGAGGAGGACAAUGCUCCCUUGAAAACCUACAGACACUCUGUACUGUCUGUCAUAAAGAGAGAACAGCAAAACAAGCCAAAGAAAGAAGCCAGGCAAGAAGACUUUCAGACACUUACAAAAAUGCAUCAGAUAUCCGAAGGUUUUUUACAAAGAAACGAAAAUGAUAUUUGUAAACAUAAGUUUCCUGGUUUAUUCAUGUACUAAUUGAUGUAUUACAUGUAAUAACA